This is a messenger RNA of Fundulus heteroclitus (mummichog), 8168 nucleotides long. RefSeq names its product receptor-type tyrosine-protein phosphatase U. Gene Ontology annotation, molecular function: protein binding; protein tyrosine phosphatase activity. Lineage: Eukaryota; Metazoa; Chordata; Actinopteri; Cyprinodontiformes; Fundulidae. The record is from RefSeq and is a predicted model, not a curated record. Gene Ontology annotation, biological process: protein dephosphorylation.
AACUCUAUCCUGGGAGAUGGCCCCAUUAUCAGGAAGGAGAUUGAGUACCGCGCAAGUCAGUCCCCGUGGUCAGAGGUGCAUGGAGUCAACAUGGUCACCUAUAAACUGUGGCACCUGGAUCCGGACACCGAGUACCACAUCAGCGUGCUGCUCACUCGGCCUGGAGAGGGUGGAACCGGCCCCCCCGGACCUCCGCUUGUGAGCAGAACCAAGUGCGCAGAGCCCAUGCGUCCGCUGCGAGGUCUCGUCGCCACAGAUAUCCAGUCCAGGCAGCUGUCCCUGCAGUGGGAGAAUCUGGCGUUCAACCUGACACGCUGCCACACCUACUCAGUGUCCCUGUGCUACCGCUACACCAUGGCGGGAGGCGGUGGAGGCCACAACACCACCGUGCGCGAGUGCCUGGCAGUGGAGCACAAUGCCUCGCGCUUCACGCUUCGUGAUCUACCGCCGUACCACAACGUUCACGUACGGCUGUCACUGGCGAACCCAGAGGGGAAGAAGGAGAGCAGAGAGGUCACCUUUCAGACUGAGGAGGACAUUCCCGGAGGCAUAGCGCCAGAGUCGCUCACCUUCACCCCCCUGGAUGACAUGAUCUUCCUGAAGUGGGAGGAGCCUGUCGAGCCCAACGGCCUAAUUACGCAGUAUGAGAUCAGCUACCAGAGCAUCGAGUCCUCCGAUCCAGGCAUCAACGUCCCAGGACCCAGAAGAACGGUGUCUAAGCUCAAAAAUGAGACGUACCAUAUGUUCUCCAACCUCCACCCUGGAACGACUUACCUGAUCUCUGUUCGAGCACGUACAGCGAAGGGCUUUGGUCAGACUGCCCUCACCGAAAUCACCACUAACAUCUCAGCGCCUACAUUUGAUUAUGGAGACAUGCCGUCACCUUUAAGUGAGACGGAGAGUACAAUUACUGUGCUGCUGCGCCCCGCUCAGGGCAGAGGAGCGCCGGUCAGCACAUACCAGGUUGUGGUUGAAGAGGAAACUGGGAAGAAAGUGAAGAGGGAGCUGGGGCUUCAGGAGUGCUUCCCGUUGCCCACGUCUCAUGGUGAGGCCCAGGCCCGGGGCACGCCGCACUACUACACAGCCGAGCUGCCGCCCAGCAGCCUGCCAGAGGCCAGUCCCUUCACCGUCGGAGACAACCACACGUACAACGGCUACUGGAACAGCCCGCUGGACCCGCACAAGAGCUACCUGGUCUACUUCCAGGCCAUGAGCAACUUCAAAGGGGAAUCCAGAAUCAACUGCAUCCGCAUCGCUCGCAAAGCUGCUUGCAAGGAUCACCGGAAAACUAUGGAGGUGAUCCAGCACUCUGAGGAGAUGGGACUGAUCCUCGGCAUUUGCGCUGGAGGCUUGGUGGUCUUGAUCCUCCUGCUCGGCGCUGUCAUCAUCGUCAUCAAGAAAGGAAGGGACCAGUACUCUUAUUAUCCGAAACCAGUAAACAAGACUCCCAUUACCUACCGGCAGGAGAAGAGCCAUAUGGGCUCCUUGGAGCGUAGUUUCACAGACCAGAGCACCCUGCAGGAGGAUGAAAGAAUGGCUCUUUCCUUCAUGGAUUCACAUACAUGCGGAACACGAAGUGAUGCUCGUAGCUCAGUGAAUGAGGCCAGCAGCCUGCUGGGGGGCUCCCCGAGGCACCAGUGCGGACGUAAAGGCUCCCCCUACCACACGGGACAGCUCCACCCCGCCGUCCGGGUGGCCGAUCUGCUCCAGCACAUCAACCAGAUGAAGACCGCCGAGGGCUAUGGCUUUAAACAGGAAUAUGAGAGCUUCUUUGAUGGCUGGGACUGCACCAAAAAGAAGGACAAAACCAAGGGCAGGCACGACACCUUGCUGGGAUAUGACCGCCACAGAGUAAAACUUCACCCUCUGCUGGGCGAUCCGAACUCGGACUACAUCAACGCUAACUACAUUGACAUUCGGAUUAACAGGGAAGGCUACCAUCGAUCGAACCACUUCAUCGCCACUCAGGGACCCAAGCAGGAGACUCUGUAUGAUUUUUGGAGGAUGGUGUGGCAGGAAAAUUGUUUCAGCAUCGUCAUGAUCACUAAGCUGGUGGAGGUUGGCAGGGUGAAGUGCUGUAAAUACUGGCCUGACGACAGCGAGAUGUAUGGGGAUGUCAAAAUCACUCUGCUUAAGACAGAAACUCUGGCUGAGUACACAGUUCGCACGUUUGCCUUGGAGAGGAGAGGAUACUCAACCAAGCAUGAGGUCCGUCAGUUCCACUUCACAUCCUGGCCUGAACAUGGCGUGCCCUAUCAUGCCACUGGAUUGUUGGCUUUUAUACGAAGGGUGAAAGCCUCCACGCCUCCUGAUGCUGGCCCUGUGGUGGUCCACUGCAGCGCGGGGGCAGGACGCACCGGCUGCUACAUCGUGCUGGAUGUCAUGUUGGACAUGGCCGAAUGCGAAGGUGUGGUGGAUAUCUACAACUGUGUGAAAACCCUCUGCUCUCGACGCAUCAACAUGAUCCAGACAGAGGAGCAGUACAUCUUCAUCCAUGACGCCAUUUUAGAGGCCUGCCUGUGCGGCGAGACGGCCAUCUUGGUGAACGAGUUCGCGGUCGCUUACAAGGAGAUGCUGCGGGUGGAUUCUCAGAGUAACUCCUCUCCGCUGCGGGAGGAGUUUCAGACGCUGAACUCUGUGACUCCCCACCUGGAUGUGGAAGAGUGCAGCAUCGCUCUGUUGCCCAGAAACAGAGAGAAGAACCGCAGCAUGGACGUUCUGCCGCCCGAUCGCGCCCUGGCCUUCCUGGUCACCACAGAAGGGGAGAGUAAUAAUUACAUCAACGCGGCUCUCGCUGACAGUUUCCACCGGCAAGCUGCCUUCAUUGUGACCCCUCACCCUUUGCCGGGUACCACAGCGGACUUUUGGAGGCUGGUUUUCGACUACGGCUGCACAGCGGUCGUCAUGCUCAACCAGCUCAACCAGUCAAACUCCGCCUGGCCAUGUGUGCAAUACUGGCCCGAGCCCGGUUUACAGCAGUACGGACCCAUGGAAGUGGAGUUUCUGUCCAUGUCAGCGGACGAGGAUGUCAUUACCCGUCUGUUUCGGGUCAAGAACGUCACAAGGCUUCAAGAGGGCCAGCUGGUGGUGUGUCAGUUCCAGUUCCUGCGCUGGUCGGCAUAUCGCGACGUUCCUGACUCCAAGAAGGCUUUCCUCAACCUGCUGGCUCAAGUGCACAAGUGGCAAAGGGAGUGUGGAGAAGGGCGCACUGUUGUGCACUGCCUCAACGGUGGUGGUCGUAGUGGGACCUCUGUGCCUGCAACAUCCUCCUGGAGAUGAUCCAGUACCAGAACAUGGUGGACGUCUUUUAUGCCGUCAAAACUCUACGCAACUGCAAACCCAACAUGGUGGAGUCCCUGGACCAGUAUCGAUUCUGCUAUGACCUUGUCUUGGAGUACCUGGACUGCUUUGAAGACAGAUAGCAGCUAAAUGUUUACGGCAGCGGGUUCUCCCUGCGCUGGAGAUGUGCUUCGGGGCCAACCAGUGACCUCCCCUCUUCUUUAAAGUGUGGACCUCUGGACUGGGCUUUGAACUAACAGGGCAGGAAAGAUGGAGAGAAAAAAAAACAAAAAACCAAGGUUUAAACAUUUAACCUUUAAUGUAAAGUCGUUAUCUCCUCCUUGUUGGUGAUGUUUAUCUCUUUUGAAAUUUUUUUUGUUUCACCUGGUCCACUUUGCCUCUUGAACUGAACCUCUUGUGCUAAAAACAACAUCCAGACCGUACUUUAAGGAAGGCUCGUCGUGGCUGUGCUUCAUCUUUUCAUUCAAACAGGAAGGAGACUGGAUGGUUAUUCCAAAGCUGCAGCUGAGUUACCCAAACUUGGGUGAUUUUUUUUAUUUUAUUUUUUUUUCUGAAUCACUCUCUGCAACAACAAUCCAUUGUGAUUGUGGCAUGACUUAUGUACAAUACCAUAAACUGCCUUAUUGUAAAAUGGUAAAAAAAAAAAAAAAAUUAUAUUUGUUCAAAUUUACACAUAAAUUAAAAAAAACUAAAAGUCAUCACACUGCUGGAGAAAACCACACCCAGAACCAGAACUGAGAGGUCGCCUUCAGCACUCGGCAGUAUUGCGGCUGUAACUGUUUAGUAUUGCAGUGUGAUGUGUUUCGCCCAUUACGUCUGUGCUGGAUUACCACGUGUGCUAUAGCUGGGCAUUUCCAGGCAGCACAGCUGGAGUUUUGGUGCCACGACGAGAGAUCCAUGUCUCAUUACUCUCACAGUGCCAAUCCCGCUGACUGACUGACUUGAAUCCUUUUGCUUUGUUCUUCUGCUUCAUCCUGAUGUAUGUCAACAAACAUACAGCACGAACUGCAUCAUCUAAGUGAUUGUUUGUAUUUUAUAUACCCCCAUGCGAAAGAAGAAAGAUCAGCGGGAAACUUUGCUGAGCUGCCAUGGUGCUCGUGUGAAAACUGAUGUUCAUCUAAUACUGUGGUGAUGUGUCAUGCCAGUGCAGCGAUAACGGGUUUUCACCAUUUUUGUUGUCUGAAGCAUUAGGUUAUUCUGUAAACUAACAAAGCGAGCUAAAUCAGUUUCAAUUUGAACAUUUCAGGUGUGGGAAUCUUCGACAUGAAAUUAGUUGUUAGUGGUGUAAAGUAAAUAUGUACUGUAUAAUAAAGAGGUGCAUUAAAAUUGUGCAGAGGGGGGGAAAAAAACACAUCAAGCAUCAGGAUGUGUCACUGGGCUUACUUUACUGGUGGAUUCAUAUCCCCUAUCUGGUGAGAAUAUGCUACAAUAUGGAGGAGGAAUAAAUAACAUCUGACCUCAGAAGAUGCUGUAUGAUUACCACAUGCCAGAUAAAAAAACAUUUUCCAGCUGCAGGUCAGUAGCGCUGACUACUGGAUCUGUGUGUGCCUGUGUCAGGUUGGAAUAUGGGAGGCACAUAACGAGCUAAGCCAACCAGUCUGCAACCAUUCUGAAUUAGAGAGAAAACAUUUUCUUAUCUAUUCUAGGCAUGGGCUGGUUUCCUGUUUAAUUUAUUGCACCGUAUUUUUUAGAAAAUAAAAAGGUUCAUACACAGUCUUAACAUGUCAGAAAAUAUACGUAGUUUUCUUUAAACAAUUUCCAGGUCUAAAUAGGUAUGGGAAGCACUUUGGGUAUCCAGACAAUUUUCUUUAUCCUGUUUUCUGAAGAACAAAAAUCAGAUAAUGCUUCAUGCGAGCUAUAGAUUUCACAUCAUGUUAUGUUAUGCUUUGUUUUUGAUUUGCCUGGUCAUGACUUGAUUUUAUUAAUUUACCCACUGGUAUUUUGAGUUUUGACUUGACCUGUGGUUUCUUAACUGGGUCUGGUUAAAAUGCCAAAUGACUAGAAAAAACUUUGAUGGUUGGAUUUUCAAGAAGCAAAUGUUCAGUAGUUGUAAAGAGUUUAUAUUUGCGGUAGGGUAUUCCAGUCCUUACUUACAAGCCCAAGAGGCACAGAUUUGGAUAUAGAAUACAUUUAUUUUAGUCCAAAAGUGACAAAAAAGCUGUGAAAUGGCCCUAUUUCACAUUUCAAAAUAUUUGAAGCAGUUCCAGCACUGUUUUGUGUCAUAAUUUGUGAAAACUAAGUCCUUAUUGUUACGCAAGUUGUUAAAAGGAUAACAUUGUGAAUUCAAAAAUCUCUAGUAUCAUAAAAAACUCAGGAAAAAUAUCUAAGAAUUUAUGUCUGAAACAUUAAAAUAAAAAUAUGUAGAGACCCUGUAAAACAUAUUUAUUAAAACCACCAAAUUGUUGCAUCAUACUGUUUCUGAGAUGCCAAAGAUUAUCUUGGAAUAUAAUCUGUUUUGUUGCUGAGGGUUGUCAGUCAAGUGUGUUUCAUAGCAGAUUGAGACCAAUACUUUAAAACUAUUUAUUUUUUCUUUACCUAAUGAGACAAAGCCCUAAGUUCUUUAGAAAUUGUUCCGCAAGUGAAAACAACCAUUCUGGGCUGCAAGUAGAGUGCAUUACGUCAGCUUUUAGAGUAACGGCAUGUUGAAACAAACUUUUACAACACGCCAGGAGACCAACACAUUCAGUGAUAAAACCAACUUAAAUACAGACUCUCCUAACCCUACCAGAAAAUAUAGCAUGGCUGAUUAAUUAUCCAGCAACUUGUCAGAUUCAGUUACUUUGAAUAUAGCAGACCACAAAAAAUGGUAUGUUUAACAAAUGUUUAAUUUGUUAUCUGAAUCACUAACUAAUAUGUUUGUUUACAUCCGCAUGUAGUCAAACAAAGGGUGGAACGACCUUGUCUCAUGAUCCUUGUCUUAACAAUAUUUUGAACUACUGAAUCCCAAUAUUUCAUUAACUGUAUUUUAAAGAAACUGACUUAUAUUUUAGUUUUUAGAUUUUCUUGUUGAGACAGGGGGUCUCAUCUUCAGGAGUAACCUGUUUUAAUUACAAAUACAAGACAGCAACAUGUUAGAAAAGAUGCUAUUCAAUACCAUUUGUACAAAUAGUUAAGUGAACAAUUGUGUAGAACAUUACAAUCCUGGUUUGACUAGUCCUUAUAUUGCUUUUCCUGGUUGUCUCGAGCUGUAGAUUUCCUAAAGCCAUAGCAAAAAAGAAUAUGUUUCUCUGCAUUUGAAAAAAAAUAGAAUAGAUGGUUCAUAACAGUAAAAGUUGCUUUAAAGAAUCUGUUCAGUGUAGAAAUGAGCACUCCAGGUUUAAUCUUUGUUUUGUAGAGAUAAUGUUGCAAGAUCUUUUUGCAUCUCUAACGUAAAACUUUGCUUAUGAGUUGUCCCGCGCAGGGUGGGUUUUCGUACGUGACUAACAAAAAACUAGUAUGGAAAGGCAAAGAGAUAAAAGGCCUGCACUGCUGUCCAGCUCGCGUGUUUAUUGACUUUAAAGUUCUAAAUAACAGUGACUGAAUUAUUAAGAUUUCAACCGUAAUUUUUAAAAUUCAACAUGUUAGACUGAUUUUUAAAACGAGCAACUUUCAAGACACUCAUCUGUCUACUCUGUGAUGUCUAUGCAAAAUAAACCUUAGAUACAUUUCCUCAAAAUAAAUCUAAUUAAAAUAUGGCUAUAUAUGUUCUAGUGGAGUUUUAUUGAUCCAUAUAGCAAUAUGUCAUAUUUUAGCUAACAAAGGUUACUUUAUAUAUAUAUAUAUAGUUAGAUAUAUAGAUAUAGGUAUAAAUACAAGCAACUAGAACAUGCUAUACAUUUGUACCUAAUCCCAAACUACAAUGGUAUAUUUGUUCAGGCAUUGUCAGUUUUAAACCAACCCAUGCCUAAUAUACGUAUGCCUUCCUUUCUAGAAUCACUAUGUAUCCAGUACUUUGUAUUAUCACCACAUGAAACAUGUUCUGCUAAACCAUCUCUCCUGAGGCCCCGGUAUGAAGAGGCCUGCUGAAGAGGGCGGUGAAGGCCCGGCUUCAGGACCUGCCUUGACAAACAUGGGGGAAGUCAGAUGCCCGCUGAAGCUGAAAAACGGCAGCUACAGGCAAUAUCUGCUAAUAGUUUGCAGCUCACAGUCUGCUUCAUUUUGGAGUGACACGCUGUGUGAGGGAUAGUUCACACACACACACACACACACACACACACACAUACACACAAUUAAAGCAGCUUGGGUUUUGAUGAAAAGCUAAAGAGCAGCAGUCAGUGAUCUGGCUCCAGGACAGCUGGAGGAAGUGCCUGGCCACUUUUUUCCUUGAGCGAGGAAGGAAUGUGUACAUACAGAUGUAUAUUGUUCUGUGAAUACUAUGUGAAUAAUAUGUUAUAUGUCUGCUCUGAGUAAAGACGUUCAGUAAGUAACCACUGCAUAACCAUAAAGCUGAAUGUGCUGUAAAUGACCUUUUUUUGUGAUUUUUUUUUUUCUUUUUUUUGUUGUUGCUAGGCUUCAGAGUUUGAGUGUUGAUCCCCUACCCUCAUCAAAGCACAUGUGAAUUAUUCUGCUUUUCAUUUCAUUUGAUUGAUUUCAGCCUAUACUGCUCUGCACAUGAUUUGUUUUAACCACUUUGUCUGUAUAUUGUACUUAAACCAUUCCAAAGCUCUCUGGUUAUGGCUGCGACCGCCAGCGCAGCCUCACUGACUCCCCAUGCUUAUAUCUGUACGAAGCAUACAUGACCACUGUGUUUUUGACCAUUGUAAUUGUGGAGAACAGGGGUUUAUUUAAGGGUAGAGAUAGAGGGGAGGGGCAGAUGUAUAUCACAGUCAGAAAGGAGUUCCCUGUGAAGGAUAGUAAUCAACAAUAAAAGAACAAAGGGAGGAAAAAGA